This is a messenger RNA of Pelobates fuscus (common spadefoot toad), 1158 nucleotides long. Its product is annotated as gastricsin-like. Lineage: Eukaryota; Metazoa; Chordata; Amphibia; Anura; Pelobatidae. Gene Ontology annotation, molecular function: aspartic-type endopeptidase activity. The record is from RefSeq and is a predicted model, not a curated record. Gene Ontology annotation, biological process: proteolysis. Bases 1 to 1158 code for a protein of 385 amino acids. The transcript is spliced from 10 exons.
AUGAAGUGGGUAAUCCUUGCACUGGUUUGUCUCCAGCUGUCAGAGGGACUAAUCAGAGUCCCUCUGACAAAAACAAAAUCUAUCCGAGAGAAAAUGAGGGAGAAAGGAGUUCUCAAGGAGUUUAUGAAGACACACAAGAGAGACCCAGCCAUGAAAUAUAGCUACAACCACAAAUUCGACUUUGCCGUGGCCUAUGAACCCAUGAACAUGGAUGCUUGUUACUAUGGACAGAUCAGUGUUGGAACCCCUGCACAGAACUUCAUGGUUCUCUUCGACACAGGGUCAUCCAACCUCUGGGUGGCUUCCACAUACUGCCAGAGCCAGGCCUGCCAGAACCACCCAUUGUUUAACCCUAGCCAGUCCUCCACUUACACCACCAACAAUCAGGAGUUUUCCAUGCAGUACGGAAGUGGAAGUCUCACUGGUGUCUUUGGCUAUGAUACUGUAACAGUACAAGAUUUGACCAUCACAAACCAAGAGCUUGGUCUGAGCAUCAAUGAGCCUGGCACCAACUUUGUCUAUGCUGGUUUUGAGGGUAUCUUUGGCAUGGCUUACCCUGCACUGUCUGCAGGUGGAGCUACCACUGCCAUGCAAGGCAUGCUGCAACAAAAUCUGCUUACCAACCCCUUAUUUAGUGUCUACUUGGGAAGCCAAUCAGGAGAGGUCAUCUUUGGAGGAGUCGAUAGUAGUUUGUACACUGGUCAAAUAUACUGGGCCCCUGUCACUCAGGAGCUGUACUGGCAGAUUGCCAUUGAUGCCUUCUCAGUCAACGGACAGGCCACAGGAUGGUGUAGUCAGGGCUGCCAGGCUAUGGUGGAUACUGGAACCUCCCUGCUCACUGUACCACAGCAGUUUAUGGGCACUCUUCUCCAGUACCUGGGAGCCGAGGAGACCCAAGAUGGGCAGUUUCUGGUGAAUUGCAAUAGUGUGCAGAACCUACCUACAAUCAGCUUUACCAUCAAUGGAGUCCAGUUCCCUAUCCCACCAUCUGCUUACAUUCUCCAGAAUAAUGGAUACUGCUCAGUUGGGGUAGAAGUGACUUACUUGCCAUCUCAGAAUGGACAGCCCUUCUGGAUUCUGGGAGAUGUCUUCCUCAGAGAAUACUACUCCAUCUACGAUAUGGGCAACAACCAAAUGGGCUUUGCUCAGGCUGCAUAA